Molecule: messenger RNA, 3000 nt
Organism: Pocillopora verrucosa
Lineage: Eukaryota; Metazoa; Cnidaria; Anthozoa; Scleractinia; Pocilloporidae
Product: UTP--glucose-1-phosphate uridylyltransferase
Biological process (GO): glycogen metabolic process; UDP-alpha-D-glucose metabolic process
Cellular component (GO): cytoplasm
Molecular function (GO): UTP:glucose-1-phosphate uridylyltransferase activity
Source: RefSeq, a predicted model, not a curated record
AAUCUUGUUAGCUCGUUAGGUAACGGAGUGGUGGCUUGAAACACCGCAUGUCAAGACUAAGAUCACAAUUAUCAUUUCCCAGAUUCUCCUCACAAAGUAGAGGACUUCUCUGGAGUGACCCAUCAUAGUGUGGUAUAAACCUUGGAGUCAUCGGAGGCUUUAAUGUCAUAAGAUUUUGCUCAUGAGCAAGGUGGUCCGCACUGCUGGAGCCUGAGUCUGUCGCAGUCUCAUUAAGCGACCAGGAGUAUUGUGAUGAAAAGAUAGUCCAGCGCAAGUAACCCACAUCAUUUGAUCAGAUUUCUCAGACAGAACGUUAUCGCGAAAUUAUAACCCCUGGGUGGAGAAGAGUCCCAUUGGAGUCACGUUAUCAGACGACAUCUUCAGAUCAAAAGUCAGACCCUGUGGUCGAGUUCAAAAAUCUCGCUCGUAGAGAUGCCUUUGAACGAAUGGACUCUGAAUUGAAGAUUUUACUUGAAACAGCACCAGAAGACAAGAAGGAGGAAGCAUUGAAGAAUAUGAAAGGCUUCAAAGAGUUGUUUGGCAGGUAUCUUGAGGAAGAAGGUCCAUCAGUACUCUGGGACAAAAUCAAACCUCCUCCCGAAGGAUCUAUUGUCAUGUAUGAUGCAAUACCAGAGGUUCCAGCAAGCACUUUUAAGGAAGUCCUCAAUAAACUUGUGGUGAUCAAGCUUAAUGGAGGUUUGGGUACAAGUAUGGGAUGUACUGGACCCAAAAGUCUUAUCUCGUUACGUCGGGAUUUAACCUUCCUUGACAUGAAUGUUCAGCAAAUUGAGCAUUUAAACAACAAGUAUGGCUGCUCUGUUCCACUUGUCCUUAUGAAUUCUUUCAACACACACGAAGAGACUCAGAAGACCUUGAGGAAGUACAAAGCAAAUAACGUUCAAAUUCACUGCUUUAAUCAGAGCCAACAUCCCCGCAUUGUAAAGGAGUCUCUGCUCCCCUUACCUAGACUCAUAGGAGCUCAGAAAAAUGAGUCAAAUAUUGAAUGCUGGUACCCUCCAGGUCAUGGCGAUAUUUAUGGCUCAUUCUACAACUCUGGUCUUGUCCAAAAAUUCAUUGAUGAUGGCAAAGAGUAUAUAUUUGUGUCAAAUAUUGACAACUUAGGAGCCACUGUAGAUGUAAAUAUUUUAAAUUACAUGUUAAAUCCUUCGCGAUCACCAGCUCCUGAGUUUGUCAUGGAAGUCACUGAUAAAACACGGGCUGAUGUAAAGGGAGGAACCCUCAUAGAAUAUGAAGGAAAACAAAGACUUUUAGAAAUUGCACAAGUUCCUAAAGAACAUGUUGAUGAGUUCAAAUCAGUUAACAAAUUCAGAAUUUUCAACACCAACAACUUGUGGAUGAAGUUGACUGCAAUUAAGAGGCUUGUUGAGGAAGACAAGAUGCACAUGGAAGUUAUUAUCAACAACAAGACCCUUGAUAAUGGAAUGCGUAUCAUUCAAUUGGAGACAGCUGUGGGUGCUGCUAUGAAAAACUUUGAAGGAGCUCAUGGUAUAAAUGUACCACGUAGACGUUUCCUCCCAGUCAAGACUUGUUCAGAUCUACUGCUGGUGAUGUCGAACCUGUAUGACAUGAAGCACGGUCGACUCGAGAUGAGUCCGCUGAGACAGUUUCCGUCUGUGCCCAUAGUGCAGCUCAGUGGUGGUUAUUUUAAAAAGGUGAAGGAUUUCUUGAAUCGUUUUGAGACCAUUCCAGAUUUAAUUGAACUGGAUCAUUUGACAGUGUCUGGUGACGUCACGUUUGGCAAAGGAGUAUCUUUGAAGGGAACAGUGAUAAUCAUAGCCAAUCAUGGGGAAAGGAUUGAUAUUCCUUCAGGUUCACUUUUAGAAAACAAGAUUGUUUCUGGAAAUCUGAGAAUUUUACAGCAUUAACAAACAGGAAAAAAGCUUAUUACGUAUUUUAUCAGUUACCGAUAAUGUUGACUGUGAUUUUUCUCGUGAUAUUAAUCGUAAAAAAUAUUUAGCCUGUGUUUAACUGUCAGUUGGAGUAAACGAGCGAGAAAAUGAGCGCGCGAAAAAUGGCCAGCAAGCUGAUGCGACGGUGGUGUUGUCAGGGAAACGACUGUGUUGCAGUUUUUUCGCGCGCCCUAUUUUUCGCUCGUCUCCAAUGAGCCUGGGAUAGACUGAAAAAUAUUUCGUCUGACUCGUGACGCUACAGGUGCGAUUGCGUGAUGCCGUGUUAGGAGUAACGUUUUCUGCACUGUGUUAUGAAGUGUCGUUUGUAAUUGUUAGUCAGUGUCUAGUUCACGUAAUAAUGGGUAAAUAUUGAUUGUAGCAGUUUAUUUAAGGUUUCUAGCAACUGUUGUAAAACAACAUAUGACCAAAAUAUCGAGUGCAUUGACGUUUUCAACAUUACCUUUAAAUAUCCUUUCAAGGCGGGUUAUGAUACGGAGUAACACUAGUUAUUACAGUGAUCAGGGCAAUCAUAGUUGCUUCAUUUAGGUACCUUCAACACUUGCUAGUUUGCAUGCCUAGCGGUGAUCUGCUCUAAUUUUUUCCACCUUUUCCAAACAGCGACAAGAUUCAGAACAAGAUCACGAACAACAUUCUUGUUUCUUUUUUUACCUCGAUAUCAAGUCAAGCUCGUUAGUUUUGACCCUUAAAAACCAUGACACAAGGAGAGGACAAAAUUUGCUUUUUGAGGAAAAAUUAUUACUUAAACUGUAACUGUUGCAUGAAGCCCAUUCCCUCUCAUUUCACCUCAUGUCCUCAAUACAUUUAGAGAAUGAGGCAGAAUUUGGCAAGAAUUUCACCCUUUCUGUACGUAUCUCCAGUCGACAACUUUCUCUCGAUUAAAGCUUACAUCGGCAAAAUCUUGGGACCUUGAAUGUACAUGGAAAUCACAUAAAUUGUGAACAAAUUUCCUACAAAUGGUAGUAGUGAUAAUAUAUUUAAGCACACUACUUUAUUUCUCUGCUUUUGAGAAGAUGGAGGCAAGUACUUAGCUCGGAAUUUGGGAAUACAAUAAAGUUUAUAAGUUCAUGUA